Molecule: messenger RNA, 213 nt
Organism: Oppiella nova
Lineage: Eukaryota; Metazoa; Arthropoda; Arachnida; Sarcoptiformes; Oppiidae
Source: the annotation of a GenBank genome assembly
AUGGAAAAGAGAAAUCUGGACUUUGGCCAUCACAGCUUUCUGGUGGACAACGCCAACGAACGGCGCUUGCUCAACAAGGCUUUACCACCAUCCUUGUUACCCAUGAUGUCAGUGAAGCGGUUCAACUCGCCGAUCGUAUUAUUCUUUUGGAUAAAGGACAUAUUGCGCAACAGUUUCAAGUCGAUUUACCACGUCCACGUCAAAAAGGUGUAG